This is a messenger RNA of Tigriopus californicus, 1333 nucleotides long. It is a transcript of the gene crp, whose product is annotated as helix-loop-helix protein 11-like. The transcript has 6 exons. Gene Ontology annotation, molecular function: RNA polymerase II cis-regulatory region sequence-specific DNA binding; DNA-binding transcription factor activity, RNA polymerase II-specific; protein dimerization activity. NCBI's taxonomy places the organism in Eukaryota, Metazoa, Arthropoda, Copepoda, Harpacticoida, Harpacticidae. The record is from RefSeq and is a predicted model, not a curated record. Gene Ontology annotation, cellular component: nucleus. Gene Ontology annotation, biological process: regulation of transcription by RNA polymerase II. The coding region runs from base 150 to 1205 and encodes 351 amino acids.
AUGAUUUUUGAGUGUCGCACAUAUCAGCUGCUUGAAAGGUGGAACCUCUCUGUGGAUCAGACGGACGGAAUAGGACGGACUGGAUUCCCUCUCUAAAACGGCAACACACCCAAGCCCAUUCGUAGAGUGAGCCCCCUCACCCCUGAGCCAUGAUGAUGGACGAGGAUAUGGACCUGCCUGUGGAUCAGGAGCGCAAGAUCCGCCGUGAGAUUGCCAACUCCAAUGAGCGUCGCCGCAUGCAGAGCAUCAACGCCGGAUUCCAAUCUUUACGCACGCUCUUACCGCAUCAUGAAGGCGAGAAGUUGAGCAAGGCGGCAAUCUUGCAACAAACGGCCGAGUACAUCUACACAUUGGAACAGGAAAAGACGCGAUUACUGGCCCAGAACUGUCAAUUGAAGCGGCUGCUCAGCCUCAAUCAACACCAUUCCGAGGCCGAAGGCUCCGCCCCCACCACCCAGCCCAAGAGACAGAAGAAGAUGACCGCUACUAAAACCAUCCCAGCCAGUGCCACCACCUCCGUUACAACCAGUACAACCAGUACAGUCGCCGUCAGCACCACGAGUACGAAGUUGUCAGAAGAGCCGGAUCAGACUUUGCUGACCCCCUCAGCUAAGAUCGUGGUGCCGCAUGCCGAGGCCCAAGAAGUCGUGGUCACGACCACCUUACCCACCCCUACCGCCACGGCUCCCCUGCCUCCCACCAAAGACAGUAUUGAAUUGAAUUCUGAGAAUUGCCGCAUUAUCUUGGCCAGUGAGCCGGCACAGGUGGUUGCGGUCAAAUCUGAACGAGCUCCGGUCGAAGCUCGAGUGCCUCCUGUGACCUCCACCGUAUCGGCCGGAGCCCCUGUGCCCACCACCAUCAUGGCCACCGUGUCUCAUCCUUCGGAUCAGGGGGCCGAAAGUCAACCUGGAGACGUGGUCGUCGAGGUCGGCACGAUUGAAACACCUGGAGUGGGUGCUGUCACCACCAUUAGUAGCCAACCUGAAUUGAGCCCGAGUGGGAGGUCUUAUAUUGUAACCAGUGCAUCCAAGCAAAACUUGGACUCGAUAGUGGAAGCCAUCAAGCACUUGGAGGGCGAUGAACUCUUCGAAGAAGGCCAACCCAUCCCGCAAAGGAAUGCCGUUGAAUUUCACACCCUGUCGGAUCUGAAUGGUCAAUCGACAUCCAACCAGAGCAUCAUAAUUCUGAAAAAUUGUAACAAUUAACUUCAUAUAUUUUGUAAUCCAUAUGUACCGUCUUGUCUCUUGUUUUCCCUCCUUCGCCUUCUUCUACAAUAACUAUAUACAACAACAUACAUACUUGAAUAAAGUCGAAUGUAUAGAUGUACACGAGA